This is a messenger RNA of Trypanosoma grayi, 471 nucleotides long. RefSeq lists its product as hypothetical. The record is from RefSeq and is a predicted model, not a curated record. The transcript has a single exon. Bases 1 to 471 code for a protein of 156 amino acids. Lineage: Eukaryota; Euglenozoa; Kinetoplastea; Trypanosomatida; Trypanosomatidae.
AUGACCUCAUUGUGGGAGCAUGAAGCCAGUCAGCCUGGCGGCAGGGGUCUCAUUUCUCCAGGGGAAAUGGUGCACCAGCUUCAGCCGCGGCAUGGAGCUGCGACUGGGGUGUCCACCUCGCCUCAGAGCCGGGCGCCAAUGUUGGAUCCACCACACAAAUCAGCCUCGCUGCGUUCGAUAAUCGCGGGCAUUGCCCCAAUUGCAUCUCCGGCUCGACGAUAUCAUGGAGGGCUUGAGGGAGUUUUCUUUUUUUUUUGCUUUCCUCGUUGCCCACGCUUACGCAAGGCCAGCCACUUUUUGAUUGGAUGCCCGUCGCAAGGCGUGCCCUGUUCUUCUUAUUCGCGCUUCCGCAUCCGGCUGCAGAAGACAGACAUUGAAACUUUUCCUUUCCCCGCAGAAGCACUCCAGCACUCAACUACUUGCACAGCACGCGAGCGCAAAAACUGCGGAACAGUGGCACCCGACAGAUGA